This is a messenger RNA of Conger conger (European conger), 2474 nucleotides long. RefSeq names its product diacylglycerol O-acyltransferase 2-like. Gene Ontology annotation, molecular function: diacylglycerol O-acyltransferase activity. Gene Ontology annotation, cellular component: endoplasmic reticulum membrane. Lineage: Eukaryota; Metazoa; Chordata; Actinopteri; Anguilliformes; Congridae. Bases 226 to 1317 code for a protein of 363 amino acids. The transcript has 9 exons. The record is from RefSeq and is a predicted model, not a curated record. Gene Ontology annotation, biological process: triglyceride biosynthetic process.
GUUCACUUGAGGUUCGAGUCGAAGGUUUCAAAGCCAACGAAAGCGAAAGCGCAUGUUCAGCCACAUGGAUACAACUCAACGAAACGCAACGAAAGCGCAUCUUACUCGAGCCAACGUGGGUAAAAAUAAUCCAUGGAGACACAUUGGUGUGUUAUUGGAGGGCGAGAGUCCCAAAAUUGAGAAAAUUCAGCAGCAGUCAACUUCAUCACUGCCCCUUAUGCACAGAUGCAAUAUAUAGUCAACAACCACAUCAGAGGUCAUGCCUCAGUGAGGCACAGAGGCUCCAGCCUCCUCUCGGCCCUCCAGGACCUGCCCUCUGCUCCAUGGCUGUCCCGCUCCAAGGUACAGAAGCAGCUGCAGGUCAUCUCCGUGCUGCAGUGGGUGAUGUGCUUAUUUAUGCUGGGAGCGGCCUGCACGUUGCUCCUUGUCUACAUCUUCUGCACCGACUGCUGGCUGAUAGCCGCCAUGUACACCGCCUGGCUCAUCUUCGACUGGAACACCCCGAAACAAGGAGGCCGCAGGUCCUCCUGGGUCAGAAACUGGACUGUGUGGACUUACUUCAGAGACUACUUCCCUAUCAGACUCAUUAAGACGCACAACCUGCUGCCCAGCCGGAACUACAUCUUUGGCUACCAUCCCCAUGGCAUUUUGUGCUUCGGGGCUUUCUGUAACUUUGGGACGGAGGCCACAGGCUUCUCCAAGAAAUUCCCUGGAAUUAGGCCCUCCCUGGCAACCCUGGCUGGAAACUUCCGGAUGCCGGUGCUGAGGGACUAUUUGAUGUCUGGAGGCAUCUGUCCGGUGAACCGAAACUCCAUCGACUACAUCCUGUCCCGGAACGGAACGGGCAAUGCCGUGGUCAUUGUUGUUGGGGGAGCGGCAGAGUCCCUGAACUGCGCUCCCGGCGUGAAUUCUGUCACCCUGAAGAACCGCAAGGGAUUUGUGAAACUGGCCCUGCAACAGGGGGCUGACCUGGUGCCUGUGUAUUCGUUUGGGGAGAACGAGGUCUACAAGCAGCUGAUCUUCGAGGAGGGCACGUGGUGGCGGCUGGCUCAGAGGAGACUGCAGAAGUUGCUGGGGUUCGCAAUCUGCUUGUUCCAUGGCUGCGGCCUGUUCUCCGACGGCACCUGGGGCCUGGUGCCUUACUGUAAACCCAUCACCACUGUCGUUGGAGAGCCCAUCACCGUGCCUAAGAUCGAGGAGCCCAGCCAGGAAGUGGUGGACCAGUACCAUGCCAUGUACAUCAGCUCUCUGGUCAAACUCUUCGACGAGUACAAGGUCCGCUUCGCCCAGAAGCAUAGCGUCCUAGAGGUCCAGUGAGAUGGGGCUUUUGGACCUCCGACAGAGAAUUGUACUGCCUAGCUCAAACACCCCCCCCCCCCCCAUUCAAGUGCCUGGCUGAGAUCUGGCAGCAUUGUGGCAAGCAAGGAGGCUUCCCUCUUAUUGAAACAGAGCAUAAUAAAUAUAUAAAAUUAAUCAUAAUUUGUUAUUCAGCCAGAUGCUUUUAUCCAGAGGGAUUUACAGUUGAUUAGACUAAGCCCCCCAGGAACAAUGCCGGGUUAAGGGCCUUGCUCAAGGGGCCAACAGCUGCACAGAUCUUAUCGUGGCUACACUGGGGAUCGAACCACCAACCUCCCGGCGCCCAUUGAAGUACCUUAGCCGCUAGGCUACUCUUUUAUCGCUCUCUAAUAUCCUGAUCCUCCUGGGCUGCCGAGUGAUGGGGCUGUUGCAGUGUAUCCACAGCAACAAGGGUGAUUGGAAUAGAUGGGGAACAAUUGACUACCAAAUUUGGAGAAAAUUGGGGGAAAAGUCAGAAACAGAUUUAUCAAAGAAAUAAAGAGUAAUAAAGAGGUGGGGUAGGAGUUCUCCAGCACCAUGUCGACCUUGGCCCCUACAGUUCUGCCCAUCUGAUCACCUUUUGGCCGCCCUCCAUAACAUCAUGACUCCACCAGCACAGAUAGAUGGGCCCAUGUAUGGUAUCAUCUGGGACGUUAGUUUCUGCCGGGCUGCUCUGGUCCACAACUGGUUCCUUGCCCACCCUAGAUAUUCCAACAUUUGUCUCCCACCAUAUUCACCAUUUCUGAAUCUAAUAACUUUUCUCCGCAUUGUGAUGGAAUGUUUAUGACCGGAAGUCACACACACACACACACACACACACACACAGAUGCCCGUUCUCCAGGCAAUGGAGGAGUCAUGUGGUGAUAUUCCUAUAGAAGCAUUCCAGGGUUGGAUACGUCAUGCCAGGAGAUACCUUCCACUGCUUGGCCAGGAAAAACAUCACCUGUAAUGUAGAUGUGGUUCUGUGGCCAGACAGAACGAAAGACAGGAAGCAGCCAAAAUGUUUUGAUAGUUAUAAUUUAGUCUACUGUGUACAGCAUUUGUAUUUCUCUUGUGUUUAGAGAACACCUUGAAUACCAACAGAAUGUGUUAAAAUGUUCACAUUAGUUCUGAAAAAUAAAAAAUAUUUUGUCAUUUUA